AUGUCAACCACCACUGUGACUAGCACCACUCAAUCUAAUCUUUCACCCAUCGUAAUGUUUGGACCAUCAGGAACAGGCAAAUCAACACUUUUAAAAAGACUGCAAUCAACUCCUCAAUGGUCUCAAUUCGGUUUCUCUGUCUCUCAUACAACCCGUAAACCAAGGCCUGGAGAAGUGAAUGGAAUAGCUUAUCAUUUUGUUGAACGUGAUGAAUUUCAAAGUUUGAUUUCUCAAGGUGCAUUUAUUGAACAUGCUGAGUUUAGUGGGAAUUGUUAUGGUACUUCUCUUAAAGCAGUUUCAGAUGUGGCUAUUAAAGAAGGAAAGAGUUGUAUUUUGGAUAUAGAUGCUCAGGGUGUCAAAUUGAUCAAAGCUAAUCAUCCACAUCUUAAACCGUUCAUCAUCUUCAUCUCACCUCCAUCCCUUCGAUCUCUAACCGAGCGUUUAUCAGCUCGAGGAACUGAAACUCCUGAAAGUUUAGCUGCUCGUGUAGGAAUGGCUCAAAGUGAAAUCGAAUAUGCUUCGACUGGCGUUCCAGAUGUUAUUAUCGUUAAUGAUGAUCUUGAUCGAGCUUAUGAAAAGUUCUUUAAAGCUUGUGUGAAUCGUGAUCGAACUGUAUCAGAUACUCUUCCUAGCGAUAUCUUGACUACUAGUUCAUCUUAA
Molecule: messenger RNA, 660 nt
Organism: Melampsora larici-populina 98AG31
Lineage: Eukaryota; Fungi; Basidiomycota; Pucciniomycetes; Pucciniales; Melampsoraceae
Exons: 5
Coding region: 1-660 (219 amino acids)
Biological process (GO): purine nucleotide metabolic process
Cellular component (GO): cytosol
Molecular function (GO): GMP kinase activity
Source: RefSeq, a predicted model, not a curated record